AAAUACCUCGAAUAGAUUUUCUGGUCACAGUCCUUGUGAAUUUUGAGCAGACAAAUUCGUGCAUUAAAACCUUCUGAAAAUUGUUAAAAAAUAAAAAACUAUAUUUAUUUGACUUAAAAAAACUUGAAAAAACUAAAAGCAAGUUGUGAAAUGAAUGUGUUGCUGCAGAAAAUGCGUUGAAAUUUUAGCUGGCUAUGGCUGAAUGAAAAAAAAGUAGAAGAAGCAUUGGUGGCAGUGUGUGUGUGUGUGUGUAAAUGUACAAAGCAGAACAAAAAGUUGGAAAUACGGCGUGAAUGAAGAAACGUAAAUGAAAUGUAAGAAAAGGAUUAGAGUGCGGGCAGAGUAAAGUAGUUAAAACGACGAAUGCAACUCUUUGAAAGUAAAAUGAGAAAUUAAAGAAAAAUAAUAAGUAAACCAUUAAAAAAGAAACACCUCGGUAGACUAAGCAAUAACAAAAUCAUUGAUUGGUUACAAAGUGCUGGCACUGCAAUUGUGGUUACAUACGCAAACGUCGCCAUAGCCACGUACGUCCGUGGCGGAUACACCGGCUUUGGACAUCUAUCUUACUACUCACACUGGUGGAGCAGGGAGAUAACAUUAACAACGAGAAUUGUAUAAAACUAUACAUACUAUUUAAUAUUACAACGUACAUUUUUACGGCUGUCGCAGAAUAUUCUUAGAAGGACUUUUGCAUAAGCUACGAUUUGAGGCCCAAUCACAUACUAAUUAGACCAUUUUAAUGGCAUUGGCUUGCCCAUCCCCACCUCUGAUGCGGAAAAAUGAACAAUGAAAUCAGUGGUAAGACUCUUCUAUCCGUCACCGCAUCGAUCGCCGCUACCAUCAUACCUGACACACCUAUUGUGUCCAUAGCCGGUGCCACUUUAAGUGAAAUAACCACAACAACAACUUCAACGACAACAACACCGACCCCCACACCAACACCAUCAUCAUUCAUACCAUCAAAUAAAACCAACAAAGACCAUAAUAACGCCAAUUUGCCAAACAAUCCAAUGUCUGAUGCUGCUGUCGCCAAGUCAGCAGGAGGCAACGGUACUGCCGCUGCAAACAAUACCACAUCUAACACACCAGCCGAUACAGGUGGUAUCACCGGCAAAGAACAUACAACAAUUGUGAACAUUGCCAAUGCUGGAAAAACAGAUGACGCUACUACAAAUACUGACACAAAGAAAUCUGAUGUCUCCGAUUUAGAAGAACCCGAGUUGAAAAAGCUACUCGACGAGGCCUACAAUUAUAAGACACCCAAGGACAAAAAAGAUAAAAGCGAAAUAUUCUUGGAUUUGCUACAGAAGGUGGAGAAUGAAGAUUUGGGCAUAACAUCGACACGUUCCGAUAGUCAUCGUCAUCAUCCGCAUUCACAGAAUCGCCAUCAACAGAAGCAGGGUGGCUCAUUGCAAGAUCUCUUACAGUUGCCAUCCGAUUUUCGACGCCAAAAUCAUACAUCACGCCACAAGAAGAACUCGUCCGUGUCUUCACGGCAACGCGAAGGCGGCAGCUUACCCAGCAACGUCAAUGUUGCCAAUUGCUUGCUAAGCAGUUUUGGCCAGCAAUCAUCCGUCUAUACGGAUAAACGUGUGCGUCGCGGCAUUUUGCCAGGCGUGGAAAGUGCUACGGUUGCGUUAAAUAGCAACAAGACAUUGGUCGGCGUAGUUGGACUGGCUGUGGGUGAUCCAAACGCCAAUUGUUUGCUAAGUACCUUUGAGCAGCAGACACCAGGCUACGCAGAUAAGCCGGUGCGUCGUGGUCUUGUUGGUGGUGAUCCCAACGCAACUACUGGCUGUACUGGUACCGGUACAGGCAGUGGCAGCACGAAUUCGGCGGGUGUAUGCAGCAAGGACAGUGGCAACAGUGUCGGUGCUAGUGUGACAAGUGUCAUUGGAGGCGCUGCCAACAUGGCGACCACAGCGAGUGGCCAUAGUGUUGGUGGCACGAUGGCAACUGGCGCGGGUAUUGUUAAUAGCGCAGUAAAAACUGCCAAUUCCAUUAGUGGUAGUAGUGAUUAUAUUAUUAAUAUUGGCGAUAUGAUCGAUAUACAACAGCAGCAGCAAAUUUUACCAUCGAAAGCACAAGACGGCGGGCAGGGCUUACCGUAUUACGAGCGUGUGGAUAUUGAUAUGCGCAUACCGCGUCCAAAUUUGCACCGCGGAGAGGGUGGCGAUUUCGCCCCAGCACACUCCCAUCAUUAUGUCGAUGAAGUGAUUCGUUUUCAUCAAAUCGAUGGCGGUGAUGGCAGUUUGUGCGAGAGUGGUGAAGUAGCCAUUUCCGUUAACAAUAUUGGCAACAAACACAAGUCGGCGGCUGCGUCCUGUUCCCUCCCGAUGCCGUUAGAUGAGCGUUACCAGUCCAUUAAAUCGGUGAUGGGCGAAAAGGGCGAUAGCGUCGGCGCCACUUUGAAUCCAGCCGUUACAGCAAAGGCUGCCGGCACAAUAACAACAAACAGCGGUGGCUCCAUCAACAAUACAAAUAAUAAUGCAGGCGCUGGUGUUGGCACCAACAGCAUCGGUAUAGGCAGCUACACAAAAUCACUGCCAAUGUCGCGUCAGACAGACGAGAAUGGCAACGACUGCGAACGUCAGCAGCACAAUAGCAGCAGUGGCAGCAUUACUGUUAGCGCAGGUCAAUCGCAGGCGAAGGCCAAAGCUAAGAAGAAGCCGCAAAAGGACAACACCAUACCAGUCGAUGUUGAGAAUGAGGCUGGGUAUCGUGGUAAGGACCCGGUCGAAGUAUUGCUGAAGUUCAUUGAGGAGGAUGGUAAGCAGGGUGGCGGCGGCGGCGGCAAUAAAUUAACCGAAAAUAAUAAGAAGAAAGAGCGCAAAAAGGAGAAAGUGAAACAGAAUAAAAUGAAGAAAAGCAAUUCGCUGGAAGAGUUGCGUAGUUGUGCCAAGAUUGAUGUUGGCGAGCUUAAACGAUCAGCCGCCACCACCGAGAGCAAUAAUGUCACAAUGCGUAGCAAGGGUAGCGGUGGCGGUAAGGGCGGAAAAAAUAAUUCUGCCUCCACAGCUGAUAUAAAUAAGAACUUUGACGGUGGCAGCAAAGAAGGCACAACCUCAUCGCCAACUACUGGCGGCAAACAAGCGACUGCGGUUGCCACAACUGCAAAUGCAAUGGCGAACAAUCGCAAAGGCGAACGCCGCUCAUGGGGUACUGAGGAGCUGCAAUAUUUGGGCACUGAAGGCAGUGUUGGUGGUGUUUGCAGCAACAGUGGCUCCGUUUGCAGCAGCAGUGAGGACAAAGCGAAGGAGAAGAAAGAUAAAAAGAGUAAGGAUAAGGAGAAGGAGAAGGAUAAAGAUAAAGAACGCGACGUUGAAAAGGAUAAAGGCAAGGAUAAAGAAAAAGAUAAGGAAAAGGAAAAAGACAGUGAUAGGCAUGAUAAACUGACAAAUAAUAAGAUUGACGGCAAUUCAAAACUGGAAAAACAUGAUAGAAAUGAUAAAGUAGAGAAGGCAGAACGGCAGGAGAAAAUUGAAAAGCCUGAACGCGCUGACAAGUUGGAGAAACGCAAAAAGUCCGAGAGCAUUAUGCAUACUCCGAUUGCACACUCGGUGGAUCGUCAGGAUGCCGGCACGCCGAUAUUCUCGGCUAUCGAUUUAUUAUCUAUGAAUACGCUAAUAUCCGAGACGGCCGAAUUUCAUGUGGUUACCAAAAAGAAGAAGCCAAAGAAGCAACGCGCUUCCAUUGACGACACACAUUUCACACAGAACUCGAAUUAUAACAAUAGCAACAACAACAGUGGCCACAAUAGCUAUAACAAUAAUAAUUCUGGCACAACUGGUGGCUUUUCGCGUGCGCACAAUAUGGUGUUAAAUACACAGAAAAAUAACAACAACAAUAAUAAUAAUAAUGUGUCACAACAGCAACAGCAACAACAACAGCAGCAACAGUCGCGUUAUAAAUACCAUAAUAAUAAUGCGCAUGGCUUUAACUCGUAUGGCAACGGUGGCGGUGGUAGUGGAGGGAACAGCAACACCUUCGGUGAAGAUGGACGCCUUGAUUAUCGUAACAAUUAUAAUUCCAAUUAUAAUAAUAACUACAAUAGCAACCACUCACAUCAGCAGUAUGGCUAUCAACACCAGCAGCAGCAGCAGCAGCAAGCUCCCUACCAUCACCAUCAACAUCAUCAACAGCAACAACAACAGCAGCAACAUCCCCAUAAUGUAAAUGCUCACAAUAUGAACAGCGGCACGACUGACAAAUCGCGUCGUAAAUCAACUUCCUCAGUGCCACCUUCGGAGAAAUCCGAUUCAAGUGAUCUCGAUUCGGUGCAUUCCUUGCCCAUAGAAUCAACCACAUCUUCAUCGACCAAAAACAAACAGCGCCACAAACAGAGCGACACAUCGCCCACAGCCACGCCCGAAACACCAAAAAGUACGGCGGGCGGUGGUUCACCGGGUUCGGCGCCAAUUUCCUAUGCACAUAUUGCCGCGGCAGCUGCGGCGGAUCGUUGGCCCAGUCUGGACGCCGCUAACAACAAUAGUGCAUUGGCAAAUGGCAUUAAUACGUCUCCUGCUAUAGCCAACAAUACGAGCGAACAGUUACAGCCACAAGUGGCCAAUAAUAGUGCUGAAAUUGCCACACCCGCCUCAAUAACGAAUGCGAAUAACAACCCCUCCACGGCAGCAGCUGUUCUUGCCGCAACAGCAAAUUCUGCCAGCAAACAGAGUAAGAGCAAGAAGCUCACAAUUAAACCGGAUUUCCCAGAGCUUGGUUGCAGCAAUGUUGCGAUUGCGACGGCGCCAGAUAACAGCAAGCCAAACAUAGCACCUGCAGUGGUACCCGCGGUUGCCGCCGCUCCUAAAACUAUAUCCUAUUCUCAGAGUCUAGUUGCCGCACCCGCACAACUAAUCACAGCGUCCAACAUUGCAGGCGUUGCAAGCGGUGAAAAAGUGGCUGGUCCCAUAGUCGAGCCAGCUGUUUUGCCUACCGCUGCAACUGUCGCUACUGCUGCUACUUCUGUAGACAGAAAUACCAUACCGGAUGCGAACAAAGUUGAUGCCAACAGUGGCUCGGCGCGUUUGUCACAACACCAGCCAAUGCCGCAUCAACAGUCACAGCAGCAGACGCAGCCGCUGCAAAAGUCAAAGAGUGUUGAACAUGAUAGCUACAGUUUCAACAGCACUAACCUGGAUCAGCAGUAUCCUGCAUUAGAAAAGACAGUGAAGCGUCAUAGCGCUACAAAUGUAUCUAUUUCACCGCCAUCCGCUGCCGUCCCACUUGUUGGCGGCGCAGUCGGCAGUAGUGGUGUUCCAACCCAGGCCAUCAGUUCGACAACAGCCACAAAUGCUGCUAAUUCCACUAAAUUCAAUUUCGCCGCAGCUGCCAAACAGAUCGCGGUCAAAAGUAGUCCUCUAUCGCAGCCGAUAUUAACGCAAGAACCUGCAUUAGCAGCGGCAGCGACACAGCCAUCAGGCGUAGCAGCAACAACUACCUCAUCCACUUCAGCUGCAUACCCAGCCGUUCCAACCAAUUCAACUGCUACCGUUGCAGGAAAUGUUGUUGCGACAGUGCCAGUAACAAUGCCAGUACGCAAGUCAAAAGAAAAGUCGCCAACAACUGUAUUUGCGCCGACGACAGCAAUCAACGCGCUUGCAAUCGCUGCAGUAGUACCGAUCGCAACGGCAAACUUAGCGGCACAGACGUCCGACGCAAGUGCCGCGGUCAUUACAGCACGGAAAAGCAAGAAAGAGAAGUCACAGCCAGUGUUGAGCACAGAACCGGCCAUAGGCUUAACCCCAACCCUUGAGCCGCAAGCUCACGUUGCACAAAAGUCGAGUACCGCCACACAGACGCAAGCGUCGCCCAUGGACAUAGUUACUAGUGGUAAAACUUCCCGCUCACAAUCAAGUUUCGAUGCGGGCAGCGAAUCGGUUGUGAUGCCACCCAUUUCAAGUAAGCCACAGAGGCAACCGGCUAGCAACGCCAAUAAUAGCGGCAAAAUCCAUGUUGCACCAGCUGCCAUAACACCAACCAGCAUUGCUAGUGCUGGUGCCGCUGUGGGCACGCUUAGUUGCAAUGCGUCCAGCAGUCGGCCGGCAGUUAUAAUUAUGAACGACGAUCGCGGCGGCGAAGGCAGCGCCGUUGGCAUUGAAUUCACAUUCGGUGACUUCAACGAGGACGAACUGAAAUUUUUCGACGACAACCUCGCUGAAGACGAGUGUCCGGACGAGUUCGCCGCUGAUGAAACGGCAAUACAGCAACAAACGCAACAAGCGCCCGCUGCAACAUUGCACACAGGCGUUGCGAAUCAACAGGCAAGUGCGUAUCCAAAAAGUGCUGUCGUGCCAAUGGAGUUGGUUAACGACAACACUGCUACGGCGUACGUGGAGAACGCAGCGCUCUAUGCUGCUGUCCGCGCAUCUUCACCAAAGCCUACAUUUAUGGGGCCACCAUUAAGCAACGUGCCUGUUGCUAAAGACAUUGUACAUAUUGUGAAAACGCCAUCAACUGCCGUGGCCAAUGUUGUCAACAACACCGUUGAGCACGUCAAUGUGAAUGACAUUGGCAGCGUUGUGGUUGCGUCAGCAACUGACUCUGAUCUACAAAUCCAGCUACAGCUGCAGCAACAGCAACAGUUGCAGCGGCGAAAUAGCGAAACUCAGAAGCUGCAGCAGCUGGAGACUUGCAAUGACAUUGAGACCGCCAUCAUUGCGGCGGCGCGUGCAGCCGCUGAACAGCAGCAUCAACAGCCAAUGCAGCCACCACCGCCGCAACAACAGCGCUCCUAUCGGCACAAACACCAGCAACAAUACAGAAGUACUUCGUAUGGCAAUGCUUAUGAGCCGCCACAGCAGCGCGAGCAACGCUCACAAUCCGCGUACACGCGUGAUACGUCCAACAACUACCAACAGCAACAACAACAACACCACUAUCAUAGUCAAUACCAUCAACAGCAGCAGCACUAUCACUACCACCAAAGCGGCAGCAGUAAUAGUGCUUCGCGCAGUCGCAGCAGUAGCAGCAACAACAACAAUGCAAAUGCAUACGGUGACGUUACGGGCAGCACACCGCCGCCACAAUCACCAAACGCCACAGCAGCAGUUGUGGUGAAUAUUCAACGAAAAGAAUUCGACAUACAUUUCAUACCGCCCACCGUGUCGAACGCAUACAAUGCGUUACAACACAAUGAGAUUAUUGUGGAUUUCAUUGGGUCCGCUUGGGAGGAAGUGGCUAAAGUGACGAAAUUCUACGAAGGACAAUAAAACGCCGCCACAACAGUAGCAGCAACUACAUGGGCACCGCCAUCACAGCAUUACAACAGAAACAAUCUAAGAACCAAAACACGAACGUCAAACAGCAUCUCACAUGCGUCAAACACCAAUGACAGUAGCAGCGUCUGGUACAAUUUAGCAGCUACCGUCGAGUAGACAGUCAGCCAGUCAGCUCCACCAGCAUGGAUUUAGUGUAGUUACUGUGUUGUGUCAUGUUAUAUUUGGCUGUUGGCGCUCGAAAAAGUGUGUGAAAAGUGAGUGUUCUGUGGUUAAAUGAAAGCGUUGCGUCGCACUUAGUACCGUGGCUGCGCGUUGCAUUGUCCAAUAAACGAUCUUGUACGUAUAGUUGCUUAUUUAAAGUAUGUAAUUAUAAGUGUUUAAUUAUAUUAUAAAAACAAAAACAAAAACAAAACAUAACUGCGAAUCGUAAGCACGAAGAAGCAAACAAAUAUAAAAUAAUAAUAUUAAUAAUAAUAAUAAUAAAAUUGAAAUAGAGAGUGAAAAGAGAACAGCGUGCGUUGUAAGGAAGCAUACUACUUGUAAUAUACAAGGAUAUAUAUGUAUAUAUGAAAAGGAUAUAAACACAACUACACAUAAAUAUAUAUGUAUGGCCUACUAACUACCAAAAAAAAAUAUAUAUGUGUUUGUAUAUUGCUAUUUUCUCUGUACAUGACUGCUUGUGUGCUUUUUAACGUCUUCUUAACCACAAUUACGCUAACACUCUAACAACUACUAUAAAUAAAGAAAAAAAUAUAUGCUUAAUUUACCUAGAAGUUAGUCAGUGCAAAAGGUUAGUUUAUAUAACGAAUACGAAUGCGAAAUCCACACAGAGAGAGAGAGAGACAAUGAAAAAAUGAGCGUAAAACAUGAAAUAAAAAAUAUGAAGAUAGAGAAAUAGAACUAAAGAAAGAAACGCAAACGUAUGUAUGUAUGAAAAUGUUUGGAAAGUGCGCACAGCUUAAAAUGGUUUUGAGAAAAAAUUAAGGAAAUACAAAAUUGAAUUGCACUGAAGUGUCUCGCAUAUGUACUUGCAAAGAAAAAAAAAACAUAAAAGAAAAAUAAAAUAAAAUACACAUUUAAAUAAUUUUAUAUGCUAAUUUAAUGAAUUACAUAUUAUGGAGAACAACCGAAGCAACACAAACUGCAUUGCGCGCAACGCUGAGAAGUAAAAGGAAGGGAAUGAAGUACAGGUGUUUAUAUGUAAUGCAGCUAAUGUAUGGCAAACGUGACUGAAAUUAAAAAAAAAAAUAACAACAACACGGCGAACUUUGGCCGCGCUGGAUGUGCUCUCUCUAAUAGUUCGCAAGCAAAAGAAGCUGUACAAUACAUAUAGUAGUUAAACACAUACAUACAUACAUACAUACACUAUAUAUAUAUAUAUAUAUAAAAUAUAUAAUUAGCUACUAUAAAUGUACUUUAUUACUGUAUGUAUGUUUAAUUUAUAUAUACAUUACAAGUGCUACCGUCUCGAACGUCGACUGCACUCGGUGAGUGCGCAGGUGUGGCAUAGAGAGAAGCGUGUUUGAAAAUGGAAAAUAAAUCAAAUCAUAUAACAAAUUGUAAAAAGUUGUGCACUUAAAAGCAUAUAAAAUCUACAUUAAACUCAAGCAUAUUACCGAUUGCAACUGAUUCAGCACUGUCUCCAAUGCCCUGCAUUCCAGUGAGCGUUCUAUUCGAUCUCUGUAAACAAACGAAGCGGUAGCGCAGGCAAAACAAAAACAAAAAACACACGAAAAAAGGGCAAAUCAAACAGCAUAAGUAAGCCAAUAAGUAGAAUAGCGUUAAAGCAAAUCAACUGAACUGUUUAAAAAAUGCAUAAAUUACAAAUAAAACAAAAAAAAAAAAAAAAUUAUAAACACACACAAACACACGUACACAAGUCAACUGUUGCAAAACAUUUAUAAACAUGCACCCACCCACACACACACACAUACAUACAUAUGCCGCCCGCAUUAACAAUAACAAUAAAAGCUAUAUAUAAUUGUAUAAUAACGGCAAUGAAAUCACGCGAUAUUACAACUUAUUUAACACUAACUACACUACUACAAAAAAAAUUAUAAUAAUUGCAACAAAAAAAAAAUACAAUAAUAAAAUAUUGAAAAUAACGCGUAAUGAACUAAAUACCCUUCUAUGUAUAUACUUUGUAAGUAUUUUAAGGUUAUUUAUAAUUGAAAAACAUAAUUAAUAUAGAUAACGGUUAGCAAUAGCUUUACUAAAAAAAGCACACUAAUGCUGCAUGAAGUCUUAAGAUUAGUUAAAAUUGAAAGCAUACAAAUGAAAAGCGUUAAUAAUUGAAGUGAACUAAUCAAUUCAUAACGCAUACGAUUGUGUAUUAAUAAAAAAAAUUACUAAUGAUGGCAAAAAGUAAAUUUCGAUUAUGUUUUUUUUUACAUUUAUUAACAGCGUUUUUUUUUUCAAAUCAUUUUGUGUGUGCAGUUACAACAACAAAAAAAACAAUAUUUUUAAAUAUUAUAUUAAUGCUUACUUAAUUUAUAAAGUUCAAUUCUAACACUACUUUAUGUUGUGAAAUGCUAAGCACUGCGUAGUUGGAUUUAAACAUUAAAAUCUCAAUUAAAAAAAAAAAACUUAAUUGCUAUUUUUGUGAAAAUUAAUCAUAUUUGUACGCAUUUAGUUUCGGUUAAAUAUCAUGAAAAUUUGAAAUUUUUUUAAACAAAAAAUUAUAUAAUUUUUCAUAUAUUUGAAUUUUUUUUAUAUAAAUUUGAAUUUUUUUUAAUUAUUUGAAUUUUUGGAGUUUUUUUAUAAUUUGGAUUGUUUUUUAUUUUUUCAGUUUUUUUUUUUAAUUUUUUUGAAUUUAAAUUUAUUUAUUAUUAUUUAAUUUAAACUAAAAAUUUUAAUUGUGUUCUUGUAUAUUUAAUUUUGAAUUAAUUUUAUUAUUUUUUAUUUUUUUUUUGCAUUUUCAUUUUUAUGUUCAAUUUUAUUUAAAAAUUUGUAAACGUAAUUAAAAAAAUGCAUUUGUUAGUUAUUGAAAUAUCGCGCAUUAAACAUAUUCCAAAUUUCUAUGCUAAAAAAAAAUUCUUCCAACUUGUACAUACCGACAAAUGAUAUUUAAAAAAAUAUAUGUAUAUCCAUAAAUACAUAUGUAUAAAUGAAUGUGCACAUACAUAAGAGACUUACAAAAAAUAUGGUUACGGAGAAAAUAAAAUUAAAAAAAUGUAUAAUAAUGUAGCAACUAAGCUAGCAAUGCGUUAGUUAGAUAGCAUUUCAAGUGUUUCGCACAUAAGGCAACUGUAAUUAAUUCAAACGUAUGCAUGUAUGAAGUUUUGCAGAGGAAUUUUUCAAAAUUACACAAAUUUAAAGGCUUAAAAAUCGGGCGAAAUAUGUAAGUAUGCUGUAAUGUAUAUAAUAAAAUCAAACGAUAUAUGAAAAUGAUAUAUGAAAAAAUUAAUGAAAUAUAUAAAAUUGAAAUAAUUACAGAAAAAAGUUAAUAAAUAUAUGCAAAUUUAUUGAGUAAAUAAAAAAAAUAAAAUUAUUAAAAUUUUUCUACCAUGUAUUUGUAGUUAAAUGUGAGAAUAUAAUGAAUUUUCGAUAACACUUUUGAAUUUCGAAAUUAAACAAUUUCUGCAUUCUAAAUGAACACAUUAGGGUUUUUCGUGUUUAAGCUAAAAAAAAUAUGGGAAAUACAAACUACUUGCUAGUGUAUAGAAAAAUAUUGAAGUUAUAAAAUAUUAACCAAGAAAAAAGUAUAAACAAAUAUUUACUUGUACUAUUUAUGUGUACGACAAUUUUUCCACUAAUCAAAACAACUGCUAACUGCUUAAAUGACUACUGUGUAUAUUUGUAUUAUGUAAAAAUAAUCAAACUUAUUAAAAGAAAAGAAAUUUUUUGUUAAACUUUUAAUUUGAAAUUUACAAAAUAACGCAAUAAUGUACACAUAUAAAUAGCAUAACACAUUUAUAUAUAUAUGCAUAACAAACAGUACUAGCUGAGUUCAUUAAACCGUUAAAAAUCAUGUAAAGCUAAGUAACACUCUUUGUUAAAAUAUAUAAAAAAUUAAAAUUUCCUACAAUAAUACAUAAAGAGUGUACGAGCAAGCAUGAAAAUAACGUAUCAGAGAGGUGAAAAGAUAUGAUAUUUUUUUAAAUGCGAAAUUCAAAACUACAUUAAAAAAAUUAUCUUUCCAAAUUAAAAAAAAAAUUUAUUAUUUUUUUUUCAAACAAUUUUUUUUUAAUAUUUUUUCAAUUUUUUUUUUUCAAAUCUUUUUUUAAAUUUUUUUUCAAAUUUUUUUUUUCAAAUAUAAACAAAAAUUUAAAAAUUUCAUUUUUUUUUUCAAUUAAAAUUUGUUUUAUUUUCAAAAUUAACAUUCUUUUUUAUUCUUCGCGUAAGUUCAUGGCCAUCUGCCGCUUCCAGCGUCGCCUUGCACAUAAUUUUUUUAUCGCCAAUACACAUUAGACUGCGUAAUCAAAAAAUUCGAAUUCGUUUGCAGUAAAUAUUACUCACCUCCGUGGAAAAAAAUUGUAUGUGUGUAUAUUGUGGCCUUCAGAUUUCGUUUUUGUUUCACAUAUCACCUUUUUUGGCAAUGUUUUAGCAUUAUUUGCUCCAAAUAUUACAAAAAUACGAAUUGCAUAUCAUUUAUGGCGCGACGCUUUUCAAAUGUGAGCACAUAUGUACAUACACAAAUGUCGCUUGUAGUCAAAUACAAAAAAUAAUGUAGAAAAAACGAAUUUUUAUUAGAAAGAAAGUAGCGAAAAUGUGGCUCAGGGUAAUUGCAUAGUUAAAACGGAAAUUAUUAAUUAUUUUUUUUUAAUCAUUUUCGUGGUAAAAUUUUGAAAUAUUAGCAGCUGCCACUCUUUUUUUUGGAAACAUUUAAUUUGAAGUACGUGUAUAUUUUCGCAUUUAACUAUUAGCGUAUAUAUUAAUUACAUAAUAUUUUUAAAUUUAACACAUAUUCGAAAAGCAUUAUUUAAAUAAUUAAAUUAGUGUUGGUAGUGAGUUUAGCGCGUUCAGCUUAAUGGAAGCGCCUAGUCCCAUUAAUAAAUAUAUUAACACUCUUAUGAUAUAACAUAUUUUGCCAUUAUUGUGUAUGUGGUUCCUUGCAAAUAAAAAAUAAAAUAUAAAAUAAUGAUAGUAAUAAUGAAGUAAAAUAAAAUACAGAAUAUAUAUAUAAAUAAUAUAUAUAAACAAAGCAAAAGAAAUAGUAAUAAUGCAGUUUGUGAUUUAGCAGCUGAAAAAGGUGUAAACUUGUUGAGCUCAAUAGCAGCUGAUUUGCCUUAAUGGCGAGCUGGGUUGAGUGAGAAGAAAUAAAAAAUAGACACACAAACACACACACACUCCAUCCAUCCAUAAAACACGCCUGAGUCUGAGUGUACUUGAGUUGUAUGUAUAGAAAAUAAAAUGCAAAUAAAUAAAAAAUAUAUUUUAGUCUUAAAGUUAAUAAAAAAAUAAACAAGUCAAAUAUCGAAGAAAUCAUAUUUUGUUGUAAACGUAAUGUGUUAUAUAAUUAUGUGUGCAUGUUAAAAAUUACUAAAAAAAAAAAAUUAAAUCUAAUUUUUUUUCUUAUAAUUUUAUGUGGGUAUUCUGUGUCUAUUCCGGGAUUCCGGUAUGUUGUACUGCGAAAAAUAUUACAUAAAAGUUAAAUAUAGUAAAAAAAUAAUUAAUUUACUUUGGCACAUUUAAAAGCGUAUAAUUUAAGUUUAAAUUAUUAAUUAUAGCGAAAUUUGUUUUAAGAAAACAGCGCAAAACAUUUGAGCGAUACGAAAAAUAUAUUAAAAAACACUAAUUUAAUAUUGUGAAACACAAAAACAGUCAAAAUUCUUUGGUUUGUAAGUAGCAAAUAACAUAUUUUUUUAAAAUCAAUUUUUUUUUUAAUUGUGGUUUUUGAAAAUCGAAAUCGCGAAUAAUAUAUUUUUUUAAAUUAAAAUCUAUUUUUCUUAUUUCAAUAUUUUGGUUUUCGAAAAUCGUUAUUCUUUUUAUUAAUGUAAUAAAAAAUGUAAAAUUAGCAAAUAAUUUUUUUUUAAUACAAACCUAUUUUUUUCAAAAUUUUGGUUUUCGAAAUUCGAAACUUACUUCUGUAACGUAUUAACAUCAAAAUUUAGUUUGGUUUGUAAUUAGCAAGUAAUAUAUAUUUUUCAAUUCAAAUUUAGUUUUCCUAUUUCAAUAUUUUGAUUUUCGAAAAUCGUUAUUAUUUCUAUUAAAGCACGUUAUGUUCGAAAAAUGUAAUAGUUAAACAUAAUCUAACUCAUAAUUUGUUUUCCGAAAAUUUUCUAAAUUGUUUUUCAAUCAAUUAACUAUUAUUUAAAAUUAUAUACAUUUUUAUCUUUAAUAUAAUUUGAAAAUACCAUACAGAAUAACCACGUUUUCAAUUUUCUAUCAAAAUUUUAAAUUCAAAUUUAAUUCAUAUCAAAAUUUUGGUUUUCGAAAAUCGUUAUUAUUUAUUAUUAAAACAGAUUUUGUUAAUGUUCGAAAAAUGUAAUAGUUAAACAUAAUAUAAAUUAUAAUAUCUCAAAAAAUUUUCUAAAAUGUUUUCAAUUAAAUAACUGUAAUAUUAAAUUGCAAAAAUUUUUUUAAAAUAUAUUUCGAAAAUGCAAUGUAGAAUACCCACGGCUUCAAUUUUUUAAAUAAUUUUUUUUUUUUAAUAAUUUGCAACUCGACUUAGCUGUCAUAGUGCACUUUUAGGCGGAAUACAACUUUAGCAACAACAAAAAUAAUUGUACAUACAAUUGUACUAGGCAGUAGCAUACAAUCCACAUAAACAAACGAAAUGAAACUUAAGAAAUCUGCGCUUAAAACAUUAAAAACAUACAUACAUGCAUAUAAGCAAGUUGUAGUUAAGCAAGUACAUAAUAUUAGUUAAUAUUUCAUAAGUGUAAGGCUAAGUGUAUGCAAGUUUAUUAAUAAUUAAUUCUUAAAAUGUUAAUUGCAGACCUACAUAUAUAUAUACAUACAUACAAGCUAAGCACUCACUUAAACUUAAACUACUAAUAUAACUAUAUAUAUGUAUAUGUAAUUUAAAUGCAAAUGCAAAUACAACAAGUUGUAGUUAGCUCUGUGUGCGGAGUUAUGUAAUUUUCAGUGAAUUCUCAACUUUUUCACAUUCGCUCAAAAAUGGUGAAAUACGAAAUACAAAUUAAUGGCGAAGCCGAUUUUGAGAGAGACUUCGCAUAAAACUAAGUUCCAAACCAAACAGCAGUGCCUUUGUGCUCAAGCUGCUUCCAUCACACCCUUGUUUACGCCCAAAUCAGAAUAUGAAAAAUGUAAAAUAUACCUAAAAAUAAAAAUAAAAUUGAAAAUUAAAGGAAAGCAAAAAAUAUUUAUUAAAAAUUUUAAAUUAAAAAAAUUAAAAUAAUUAAUUCAAAACUUAAUUUAUGUUUUUAAAAUAAUAUUAAAAGCUAGCAAGUUGAAAUGCUAAAUAAAAAAUUGAUAUAUACAUACAUACAAAUGUAUAGAUGUACAUACUUAUAAACUAAUUAUGUGCAUGCACAGAUAAGAGAGUACAGCAUAUGAAAGCAAUUGUAAAAUAUUACCUAAAACCAAAACGCUAAAGUUUGAGCAGAAAAACUGAAAAUUAAAAAAAAAACAAAAAACUAGGGAAAAUUGUACCACAAAGUAAUGCAGAGAAAACACACACACACACCACACACUCUAAAAUGCAUUAAUUCAAAAGUGCAUAUACAAUAUUUAUACAUACAUAGAAAACGUUACACCCAAAAUACACGCUUUAUUUAUAUAUAAAAAUAUUAUAUAUGUAUGUAUGUGUAU
Zeugodacus cucurbitae (melon fly) is the source of this 14939-nucleotide messenger RNA. RefSeq lists its product as uncharacterized. The record is from RefSeq and is a predicted model, not a curated record. The coding region runs from base 780 to 7214 and encodes 2144 amino acids. Lineage: Eukaryota; Metazoa; Arthropoda; Insecta; Diptera; Tephritidae. The transcript has 7 exons.